CCCUAACUACCUAUUCAAUCUUCACAUUUCUCCCUCUUCAUUGUUUCAAAAAAUUAUCGUAAUUGGGGGAAUUUCUCAACGGUGAAAGUAAUAUUCUUCCGGCAAUUUCCGUUUUCAUCUCUGUUAAAUUGUGCUUCUAGACUUUCUACAUGAAAUCGAUAUGGCAACAAGGAAACGGCGUUACGAUCCAAAUGUACCGAUUGAACUUAGCUCGGAAGUGGAAGAAGAUAAUGUAGAAAGUUCAGUAUUCAAGAAUGAUGAAACCAAGAAAAUACAGGUGAAGGUGGUGAAAAGGACGGAUUCGAACAUUGAAGAAGAAGAAGGGGUUUCUUUGAAGAUUGAAAUUGACAUUCCACUUCGAUGGGUGAUGAUUUGUUACUGUCAGAGAUUGGGUUUGGAUUUUCAAACCACCCGAUUCGAGUUCAAUGCUGCUAAGUUAAGGGAUUUGGAUACUCCCCAACAACUUGGCAUGGUUCAAAAUGAUGUCAUUUUUGCCUUCCCAAAUCAUGGUGGUUUGGGGAAUGGAGCUGUGCAUUAUGUAACUAUAUGCAUCCGCAUGCAUAAGGGGAGAGACAUGUUUCAUAGAGUGAAAUGCUCUACCGCUGUACUGCCUCAGCUUAUGCGAUGUUUUUCUAACAGUGAUCCUCGAGAACUUCGCUCUCUAUGCCUUGUUUAUGGUGGAUUAAAGUUGACUCAGAACCAUACAGCUAGAGAACUAAAAAUGGAAGAUGGUGACAUAAUUGAUGGCUUUACUUUCAGUUUGAUGAAUUCUUCCUUGAGCAUAGUUGGGCAACGCAUUACUCUUAAAGUGAUAUGUCAUGUGGGCAAUGAAACGGUGUUCAGAGUCACUCCGAGGACUCUUUUGGGUCAGAUGAUGGAUAAAUUAAUGCCGCCGGAGGCAGAGACUGGGCGUAAAAAUGUUAGAUUUAUAUUUAAUGGUCGUUAUCUCUCACCUACAAAAACAGUAGCGGAGGAACAUCUCGUGGAUGGUGAUACUAUUAGUAGCAUGCUUUGUAUGAGGGGAUGCUGAAUGUUUUUGUUAGGUUACUAUGAUUCUGACUUGUACAUUGCCUUUCAUGGUAAGAUUUGUAGCAGUCGCAGUAUAAUGCUGUCAUAUCUCUGAUUUUAUUUCCGUUAGUUUAUAAACUUGUUUAAAGGGUAGCUAGAUUUGGCGUGUAUAUCAUCAACUUAUUGUAAGAUUUAAUGGGGCUCAUUCACUCAUUGAGCCCAUGAAUUGGAAUAACAGAGAGAGUGAGAGAUACCUCAUCCUGCUAACGUUCUCCUCAAAAAAA
Chenopodium quinoa (quinoa) is the source of this 1292-nucleotide messenger RNA. RefSeq lists its product as uncharacterized. The transcript has 4 exons. Gene Ontology annotation, molecular function: protein tag activity; ubiquitin-like protein ligase binding. Gene Ontology annotation, cellular component: nucleus. NCBI's taxonomy places the organism in Eukaryota, Viridiplantae, Streptophyta, Magnoliopsida, Caryophyllales, Amaranthaceae. Gene Ontology annotation, biological process: protein sumoylation. The record is from RefSeq and is a predicted model, not a curated record. Bases 161 to 1030 code for a protein of 289 amino acids.